Messenger RNA from Trifolium pratense (red clover), 1465 nucleotides. Its product is annotated as WAT1-related protein At4g08290-like. Gene Ontology annotation, molecular function: transmembrane transporter activity. The record is from RefSeq and is a predicted model, not a curated record. The transcript has 7 exons. Gene Ontology annotation, cellular component: plasma membrane. Bases 107 to 1270 code for a protein of 387 amino acids. NCBI's taxonomy places the organism in Eukaryota, Viridiplantae, Streptophyta, Magnoliopsida, Fabales, Fabaceae.
UUCAUCCCAUCCCAUUCAAACAUAAUAUUCAAGUAUACAAAGUUUCUCUUCCUCACAAAACAUAGAAAUCAAGAGAGGGAGAGAGAUUAAUAUACACAUAUAUAAGAUGGGUGAAUUAACAUAUUGUGAGAAAGCUAAUGCAUGGUUAAGAAAUUCAAAGUCAUAUUUGCUAAUAAUUAGUUUGCAAUUUGGCUCUGCUGGCAUGUAUGUUCUUACCAUGGAUGCUCUUAAUAAGGGCAUGAGUCACUAUAUUUUUGUGGUAUAUCGUAAUGUCAUCGCCACCGUAGCUCUUGCUCCCUUCGCAUUUUUUCUUGAAAGGAAAAUUAGGCCCAAGAUGACAGUUCGGAUAUUCUCAGAAAUUUUUGCACUGGCUUUUGUUGAGAUAAUACUUGAUCAGUGUUUCACGUUCUUGGGGAUGAAGCUAACAUCAGCAUCUUUUGCAUCUGCCGUGAUGAAUUCCGUACCAUCUAUUACCUUUGUACUUGCAAUCAUUUUUAGAUUGGAGCGCAUGAAAAUUAAGGAAAUAGGAUGUCAAGCUAAAGUGAUUGGCACAGUAGUGAGUUUGGGAGGUGCAUUUCUAAUGGCCCUAUACAAAGGUCCAGUUCUUCAAAUUGCUGGGUCAUCAGCAGCUACUCAAAUGCACCACCCAGAAAAUGUCAAUGAUCCUAGUGGUUCACAUUGGCUCCUUGGUGCAUUGUUCCUUCUCAUUGGUUGCGCCGGCUUUUCUGCUUUCUAUAUUUUACAAGCCAUAACAUUAAGAAAGUAUCCAGCUGAAAUGUCACUAGCCACGUGGGUUUGUUUUAUUGGUGCACUUCAAAGCAGUGCUGUGACAAUUUUCAUGGAGCGCAAAAGCCCUGAUGCUUGGGCUUUGGGCCUGGAUUCAAGACUUUUUGCUUCAGUCUAUGCGGGAAUAGUAACUUCAGCAAUUCAAUUUUAUGUACAAGGCUCGGUAAUUAAAACUAUGGGCCCUGUUUUUGUGACUGCUUUUAAUCCCCUACGUAUGAUUAUAGUAACAGCCUUGGCUUGUAUCGUCCUCUCAGAAAAACUUCAUCUCGGAAGCAUUGUUGGAGGAGUGGUGGUGGUUACAGGGUUAUAUCUUGUUGUAUGGGGAAAAUCCAAAGAACAAAAAAGAAUAAUGUUAGAAGAGGAGGCUCCACAAAAAAUCUCCCAACAAGGACAACAACAACUACCAAUUACUGUCCCCAAAAUUGGUGUCAAUGAUAAUAAUAAAUCUCAAUUGGUCAUAAUUGGAGACCAAACAAGCACAUAGAGGCAGUGAUCAUUAUCAAAUUAAGUGGUCACAUUAUGUAGUGUGACACUGGCCUAGGAUUAAUGUGUGCUGAAUUGUCACUUUGUAUGUUGAAGAAAAAAUCCAAUUCUAAAUUUGGAUAAUUUUGUUUUAAUUUUGAGUUUUACUUCUGUAUUUAACAAAAUAUGAAAUGUAUAAUCUACGUUUUGUAUUGCA